Orbicella faveolata is the source of this 2477-nucleotide messenger RNA. RefSeq lists its product as uncharacterized. The record is from RefSeq and is a predicted model, not a curated record. NCBI's taxonomy places the organism in Eukaryota, Metazoa, Cnidaria, Anthozoa, Scleractinia, Merulinidae.
GCUUUCUGUUUACUUAGACGCAAGGCAGUGGAGACAAUGUAGACAAACAAAACAACUGCGCGACUUAAAUAACCCAACACCAAUCAAUUUGUAAAUUCCUCCGUCCACUACAAUUACUUCGUAGGUUAAACAGGUAUUGAGAAUAACGAAAAACAUUCAUAAUUCAGUACAUUGCCAAUUCUCAUAACAUACUCACAGCAAAUAAACUGCCAAUCCGCAAAGGAAAUUAAUUUAUAUUUUGAGCUCGGAAGGACGGAAGAGACCACUGAAUUAUUUAGGACAAAAGUGUUCUUUUAUUCACAGCCUCUCGUUUUUUUUUUUGGUUCUCAGCUAGGCAGCGCAGCGCGUCUCUGAACACCAGCCUCGCUGCUGUCUUAUUUACUAGAAGUCUUAUAAGUCAGUUACAUGGAUGAAACAUGUCCAGACCAAGUUUGAAAUAAAAUGUGCGAAUUUGGUCAUCCGUGUGUUGGAGCAUGACAUGAAGGUACAUGGACCUAAAAAUAGAGAAAAAUGUAAGCGAGAAGAUCGAACAAAUGGGAUAUUGCGCAGUGAAUAAAAAACAAAACAAAAAACGAUAAUCCAAACCGAAGUAUGAAGUUAAUAUUUACGGCGUAUUUUGUGGUCUUUGGUAACGAACCCAAGUUUUUGUUUUACAUUUUCGUUUGGUUUUUCUUUCAUCAGAAACUAUCUAGUACUAUCCACACUAUCUGUUAAUUUUGCACCCGACUCAAGCGCUCGGGAACUGGGGGAGAUAGUGCUUUAGUACAAUUAAGUUGGCGCGCAAAGGGAUUUAAAAAAUGGUGGAGAAAUUGUUAUCUCAAAGAAGACCGCUUGAGUUAAUUACCGCACUGAGACUUGCGCUAACUCUCAAACUUGACUUGUUUUCCAUUUGUAUCAUUUGGUUUUUCACACCCACAAGCUCCUUAAUGGAAUAUACAGUGGUUUCGGUAGGGAAUUAAAUGGCACAGUCCUUUUCAAGUGAUGUCAAAUGGUACACUCGUCCCGUUUUAAUUUGUUUGUUGAAAAUUUGUACUGCUCCAUUUGGCGUAAGAUUCUCACCGGAAAGCGCUCUUGGUUUUACCCACCUGCCCUAGCUUCAAUUUGAUUGGUUGUUAUUAAAAGCAAUUUGAUCCUAAAGAUAGCGCAAAACUUGAAGUCGAAGGCAUCACGAAGCUUUCAUUUUUUUUCUCAAAUAACUUAGAGAGAGGGUUAAACAAGGUUAGCAGCUUAUAAAAUCUGGAGUAAUUAGAUAUAUGUUUUUAAUUUUGUUAAAGUAAAUUGCUUGGUAAAUGGAUUGCAUGCAGUUGUCGCUGUCUGUAAAUUGCGCAAAGCUAUUAACUUAAUGGUUCAUACUUCAUAAUCCUCUGCGCCGACUCGCUGGCCAGUGUUCGCGACGAAGUCUAUAAAUGUAAUAUAAGUACGUUCUCGUUAGAGCUGACAAGUGUGCUUACGGACCCGCCGUGUCAGUUUCAUCAUGGGAAUAGUUAUUUCGUUUUGUUGGAGAGUUCUGCACAGGAUUCCAUUUACAAAGAAGAAACAAACGGAGAGGGAACAACAGAAUGCGACAGAUUCAAUACCAACGGACGUAUUGAGGAACGGCUCCAGAUGCUGUACCGCCGUAACAUGCACGAGUUUGAUAAAGACUUCCAAGGAGCUGUUAACAAAAAUGGAACAAAUUCAAACACAACUGCACAACGAAGUUAUCCUGUGGAAGCUGAGGUUCAUACGCGGUAUCUGCAACGCAGAGAGUCGACAAAACUUCUAUGAACUCCUUCGAAAGUUUAACUCUUUUCAUGAAAUGCUGGACGCGAUCAUCGAAAACGAAAGAAAGUUCCUCGAUGCCAUCGAACCGAAGCAAAACGAAGUCGAAAAUGCAGACGUUGAAGCUGUGAAGGCAUCGAACGAAACACUAAGCAAAGACAAAAAGGCUUUGAAGAGGAGAGUGAGAUUUUUCACGAAGGUGCAUGAACGCAAUGUAAAGCUACUGUUUAUUGUCCUAAAUGAAGUGGCAGAGUGCCGAGCAAUGGUGAAUUCUUCUGAUGGAGACGAGUGCGCGGACAGCUUUGCGUUAGAAAUGGAAGAAACUGGUAGAUUCUUGACUGUGUUGAAGGAAUCGAACGAAGAACUGGCCGAAUAUACACCAUCACGACGUUGUUCUUACAAGCCGGAAUAACGAACUCAGAGCGGAAUACUUCAAAAUGAUAAACUAUGAUAAACCUUAAGAAGUGCGGGAGUCAGAUUGGACUUUUUGUUAAUUCAUCGGCUCAAAACUAGACACGAAGGGAAUAAACAGUCUAAAAAGGCAAGAUCAUUAGCCACUAUCUUGUUAAUUCUGAGAAACUAUUUUUGAAUAGAAAAUGAAGUUUCCUUUAGUACGGCACAUUAUAAUGUAUUGCAUCAUUUCUGAGUAGGAAUUGACAGCCACUCCGACCUACAAUCCCAGACAAAAAAGUUGGGACACGAAGCAAGUUCUCCCC